This is a messenger RNA of Gopherus evgoodei (Goodes thornscrub tortoise), 2627 nucleotides long. RefSeq names its product zinc finger protein 345-like. The transcript has 6 exons. Gene Ontology annotation, cellular component: nucleus. Gene Ontology annotation, molecular function: DNA-binding transcription factor activity, RNA polymerase II-specific; RNA polymerase II transcription regulatory region sequence-specific DNA binding. The coding region runs from base 267 to 2627 and encodes 786 amino acids. The record is from RefSeq and is a predicted model, not a curated record. Gene Ontology annotation, biological process: regulation of transcription by RNA polymerase II. Lineage: Eukaryota; Metazoa; Chordata; Testudines; Testudinidae.
UCGCACGGUGGCUGCUGCAUCCAUAGUGAGCUGGGAGCCCAGGUUGUGUCGCUGCUGCUCCCCAGCGGGGUGUGUGCGGGGACAGACCUGCGCUAACCUCCCUCUGUGCCAAGCCGGGGCACUCUCUCCGGGGGCUGGAACCAGUCCCUGGGGCAGCCCCGGGCUCUGCCGACACCGGAGCCUGCAGGAGCUGGUGAUCUUUGAGGAGGCGGCUGUGUAUUCCACCAAGGGGCACGUCUCACCGCAGGGCCCCCUGCAGGUUCGCCAUGCAGGAGAACUACGAGAACGUGAUCUCGCUGGCGGAGGAGAUUGCGAUCAGCUGGCCCCGGAUAACCGCUUUUGCCGAGUCCCACAGAAGGAGAGGAUUGGUGUCCGGUAUAGAGAUGGAGUCAGAGCAGGGCCAGCUGGAGCCAGCCCAGGUGCAGAACUCAGCCACGGCUGGGCCCAGUGAAGGAGGGAUGACCCCUGACUUGCGUCGGCAGCUGGGUCUCAUCCUGCAGACCGCCGGCCGGAGCCAGGUGGAGAAGAUGCUGCGGGAGCUGGUGAGGGAGCAGAGCCAGGAGGGCAAGCGUAAGGCUCGCAAGAAAGCCACAAGGAGUCCCAAGGAUGGAGGUGACGGGGUGCCAAGUGACAACGAGGAGGAGACUCCCCUACAGGAAAGCUCUGAGAAGGCAGAGUCACCUGAGGCCUUGCCAGGAAAAACCGAGGGCCCUGAUCAGGGUAAAGCCAGCGGGAGCCAGUGCCGGUCGGAAGGGCAGCCACCGCAGCAGAAGAGCCCUGUGCUGGGGAAGCAAGAGGGUAAAGCCACUCGCCGCGCCAGUCUCAAGAAGGGGAAAGAGCCCCCACUGUUGCAGCAGCAGCGGGGGGCAGGCGUCUGCACUGAGUGCGGGAAGGACUAUGGCUGCGGGCGGGCAGCACAGCGGGUGCAGACGCCGGAGAAGCCGCACCAGUGCGGGGAGUGUGGGCGCUGCUUCCGCCAGCGCUCCAUCCUGGCCAAGCACCAGAAGAUCCACACAGGGGAGAAGCCCUACCGCUGCGACGACUGCGGCAAGUGCUUUAGCCGCGGCUCCAACCUGACACAGCACCAGCGUAUCCACACCGGUGAGCGCCCCUUCCACUGCGGUGACUGCAGCAAGAGCUUCAUCCAGAAGUCAGACCUGGAGCGGCACCAGCGUGUCCACACCGGCGAGCGCCCCUACCAGUGCGGCCAGUGUGGCAAGUGCUUCAGUGUCAGUUCCCACCUGGACCGGCACCGGCGCACCCACUUGGGGGAACAGCACCGCCACCAUGCCUGCGGAGGAAGCAAGGGCUGUGGCGGCGGCCCAUCAGCCCGUCACCGGGCCUGCCAGGCUGAGGAGGAAGAGGAGGAGGAGGCGGUGGCUGCCCACCAGUGUCCGGAGUGCGGGAAGUGCUUUUCCCAGCGGGCCUCACUCUCCAAGCACCGCAAGACCCACAGUGGCGAGCGGCCCUACCAGUGUGGUGACUGUGGCAAGCGCUUCAGCCGGAGCUCCAACCUGACCCAGCACCAGCGCAUCCACACCGGCGAGCGCCCCUUCCAGUGUGGCGACUGUGGCAAGCGCUUCAUCCAGCGCUCCGACCUGGAGCGGCACCAGCGCGUCCACACCGGCGAGCGGCCCUACACUUGCCCCGACUGUGGCAAGAGUUUCAGCGUCAGCUCCCACCUGGACCGGCAUCAGAAGAUCCAUGCUGCUGAGCAGGCCUCCUACCGCUGCCCCGAGCACCUCAAAGGCUUCCUGGCCGCCCACCAGCACGGCAAACUCUUCAAGUGCUCUGACUGUGGACGCUGCUUCAGCCAGAGCGCGGCGCUGAUCAAACACCAGCGGGUGCAUGCCAGCGAGAGACCCCACCAGUGCACGGACUGCGGGAAGAGCUAUGUGGCCUGCGGCGCUGGCCCCAAGGCCCAGGCAGCAGCUGGAGGGAAGCCCCACAAAUGCACCGACUGCGGGAAGAGCCUGGGUGGGAUCUCAGCCCCUGUGCUGCACCCCAGGCUGCGCGCCCAGCAGUGUAUGGACUGUGGGAAGAGCCUGGCAGCGGGGAAGCCCCUGCCACCACCGGCGGAGAAGCCAUUCAAGUGCACAGACUGCGGGAAGGGCUUUGGGCAGCGCUCGGCCCUGGUGAAACACCAGCGGAUCCACACGGGUGAGAAGCCCUACGCCUGCCCCGACUGUGGAAAGGGCUUCAUCCAGAAGUCAGACCUGACCAUCCACCGUCGCAUGCACACUGGGGAGAAGCCCUACCGCUGCCCUGAGUGCGGCAAGUGCUUCAGCGUCAGCUCCAACCUCAUCACCCACCAGCGCACCCACCUGGGCGAGAAGCCCUACCAGUGCUCUGAGUGUGGCAAGAGCUUCAUCCAGCGCUCGGAGCUCACCAUCCACCAGCGUGUGCACACUGGCGAGAAACCCUACAAGUGCCCCGAGUGCGGGAAGUGUUUCAGCCGCAGCUCCCACCUCAACCGGCACCAGCGCACCCAUGCCGGCGACAAGCCCUCGCUGCUCUCCACCACCAAGAACUCCGCUGCUGCUGCCGCCAACAACCCCCUGCAGGCCUCCUCCGCCUUCUCCUCUGCCUCCUUCUCCUCCCCGUUGGAGAAACGCAGGAAAACAUGA